Molecule: messenger RNA, 3179 nt
Organism: Sturnus vulgaris (Common starling)
Lineage: Eukaryota; Metazoa; Chordata; Aves; Passeriformes; Sturnidae
Source: RefSeq, a predicted model, not a curated record
UUCUCACUCUUUACUGUGUCCAAAGGAUGGAAAAUGCUACAGCAAUAUGAUACAACCCAUUGUUGACUGAUGAAGGAUGAAGCUGUACCUCAUCCUGGGAAGUGCAUGUCACAAACCAACUCCACCUUCACCUUCACCACCUGCCGCAUUCUGCACCCCUCCGAUGAACUCACACGAGUCACGCCAAGCCUUAACGCAGCACCUACUCCAGCUUGUGGCAGCAUUAGCAAUUUGAAAGGCACCCCAGUGGCUACUCCCUGCACUCCUCGGCGUCUGAGUUUGGCCGAAUCCUUCACCAACCUCCGGGAAUCCACAACAACGAUGAGCACGUCCCUGGGGCUGGUGUGGCUGCUGAAGGAAAGGGGCAUCUCGGCAGCAGUGUACAAUCCACAGAGCUGGGACAGAGCCAGCAGGAGCACCCUGCUGAACAAGUACUCCCCGAAAAUGGCAAUCAUUCCUUCCACUCCACCAAACUCACCCAUGCAGACACCUUCUUCUUCCCCUCCAUCUUUUGAGUUCAAGUGCACCAGCCCACCUUACGACAACUUCUUGGCUUCAAAGCCUGCUAGUUCAAUCUUGAAGGAGGUGAGGAAUAAAAAGAACAUCAGAAACAGUGAGAGCCAAACUGACGUGUCUGUUUCCAACCUUAAUCUCGUGGACAAAGUCAGAAGGUUUGGUAUUGCCAAAGUUGUGAGUUCUGGGCAAACAUCAGCUCCUCCUUUAACUGAUGACCAGGGACCUCUUCUCUGUGGGGCACAGGGACCAGUGAGAGCCCUUGUUCCUGGAGGCCUGGCACCUGACAGUCUCCCCUUGGGCUGCCCUGCUGUGACCAGUGCCAUCGGGGGCAUCCAGCUGAACACUGGCAUCCGAAGGAAUCGGAGCUUCCCCACCAUGGUGGGUUCCAGCAUGCAGAUGAAAGGCCCAACAUCCCUCACUUCGGGGAUCCUCAUGGGAACCAAGCUCCCGAAGCAAACUAGCUUACGAUGAAGGACUUUAUUUUUACAGCUAGUCUUUUUAAUUGAAAAUACUCAGAUUUUUUCUCCAAUCUCCUUUUCCUUUCCCCACCACCCCUUCAUUGCCUCUUGAGUUUGACAAAUCAACUUUGUGCCUAACAGGAGAAAUGUGUAAACUUUGUAUAAAAUGUGUAAAUAUGUACCAGAUCUAUUGUAACUAAUUGGAUUAUUUUACUGCUCAAUCAAGUGCAAAAGGCUCUAUGUUAUGAUUGCUGUAUUAAGGUUAAAAAACUAAUUAAGGUAAAAACCUUUUGAAAAGGUUUGGAUUUUUUUAAGAUGCACUGAAAAAGAACAAAAGAGAAAAACAAACAAAAAAUGACUAGAAAAACAUGAAUUCUGUAGCUAGCCUAACUUGAGUCAAAGGUGCAUGGGAAGCUAUUGAAUGUGUUAUGUGAGACUUCUUAUUACAUCACUUGAAGCAUGGGAGCAUUUGUGCUUCGUUAAAUACUGAAAAAAGCACUCAGUUUAACAUGUGGUAGUUUUGAUUUUGCCUCUGUGUAUGAGUUCAGCUGAGUUAUUGGAGUGCCUGGCUAUUAUGCCUGAAUGGAUGAAACCUUAUUUUCUUUUUUCCUGUUCUGUAUUUGCCUCCUCCCCAAGACUGUAAACUUGAACUAAUACUGUGUUGAAAUCAGCAGGCCUACUGGCUACCUGGGGUAUUGACAUAUUCCUACCACCGCUGUUUCCUUUGGCACACCUACACACUUUGUGCAACUUCUUUCUUUGUUGUUUUUUUGUUUGGUUUUGUUUUGUUCUUCAAUGCUGCACUGGAUUGUGGAAGGGAAAAUGCUUUAUUAUGUGUUGCUGCCACUGAAACAUGCUUUGUCAGUGCGCCCAAAGAAAACAGUUUUCACAACUUGUGAGGUAAACAUGGCAGUGACUUCCUAGAAGUCCAAGUUGCAGAACAGAUUGACAGAUAAGAAUGUUAUGAAAGAACAUGUAGCAAAACCAGUAUUAGGAAAAGGUGAGUCCUUGAAACCUCAGCAGAGAACCACAGAAAACAUUUAGUAAUGGAAUGGUACAGAUGGAAAGAACAGCUUGCAGCCCUAGUGCUGAUCUUAGUGUUUCAUGCAUGCCAGAGACAGUGGCCUUUUAAGCAGGGUGAGAAUAUUCUCCACCCAUUUUCUGUUUUCUUUUUUCAGAGAAACCUUUUUCAUCCAAAGUCGGACCCUAGCAUAGGUGAAAAUAUGGGAAAUGCUUCAUUUUCACAGUGUUUUUAAAAUUAGGGAAAUACCUGCCAUACAAAUAUAUAACCCCCUGCUUUUUCAGAAAGGAAACAUAAGACCUCACGCAACCUCUAGUUGCCAGGCAAUCCUAAUUAUAUUGCAAUUUUUUCUCUGUUUCUCCCAGCCUUCUGCAGGGUGCUUGUAGAAAGAGUUGAAAUACCUUGGAACUGGAGCAGACUGGAGGGAGCUUGUUUCUAGAGCGGAGCUGAGACAUAAAUAUUUUUUGGAAGAGGGGAUGGAGAGGAGCAAAACAGGGAGGGUUUAGCAUCCACUUUCUUUUCCUUGCACUUUUUGUGGCAUCUAAAAUCAAGCUCCCCGUUUGUUACCAUUGUUGCACUACAUGUAAUUGCUGUAAAUUGCCAUUUGUACCAGACUGUUACUAAAUUAUUAGCACUGAUAAUUUCUUGUAUAAAUGAAACUGUCUUUUAGUCUUUGUGACGAGAGAUAGGUGGGUGGUUUGUUUUUUUCUGAAUGAAGUAGUCAUUGCAGUAGUUCUAUGAACACUAAGGAUAUUUUUUGAGAAAGAAAAAGAAAAUACAUUGGUCAGUUACAGCAUGUGUUUGAAGACUUCUAUUUAUUCUAUGAACUUACAAUGUUUUAGUAAAAUGCCAUCAGCUCUGUUUGCUGUUGUAUGUGUGCACUUAUUGCAAGUACAUUUAAGUAUCUUCUUAUUUGAAUGUAUCUUAAACCAAUAGAUAGAAUAACAGUUGAUUCUGAAAAAAUGUCAUGGACUUAAUGGACCAUUUUAUAUUCCCAGAGGAAGAAAGCAAUACCAUAAGAGAACUUAAAGUGUAGAAGUUAAUCAUGCAAUCGGGAAGUAUUAUUUAGCCUUUAAAUAAGCUGUAGGAGCUGUCCACCCACCAGAGAAAGUAAUUGUAACACAUCCGAAUGAUUAAAUUUAAUUUUUUCCUUCACUAAUAUCAAUAAAAUAACAGAAAAGUUG